AUGGAGACGGCGAUGGAGCAAUUCCGCGCCUUAUUGAGCGCGUGCGUGGCCGUGAGCUCCGCUGCAUCAUCUUCAAAAGAUGAUAAGGAUAUUGAAGAAUGCGUCAAAAGCGUUGACAAGGCGCUAGGCCUUACUGCAGAGCAGCUACACUACUGGAAUUCAUUAUAUGACGAUUCUGCAUCGGGUGAUGCCAUUUCAUUGGCUCAAGAUCUAGCACUGUUGCUAGCCAGCACUAACGUGUCAACUAACAAGAUCCUUAAUCUGCUUCGAGUGCUGCUACUUCACCCAUCUUUUCACUGCGGAGGACUUGUACGAAUGGCGCAUAUGACGUUCGAGGGCUUAAAGCUGACUAAACGCUGGGAUGUGUUAGAAGCCAUAUCGACUCGGUUACUGGAUAUAAUAUACUUCAAUAUAUUAAGUGAACACUCGAGAGAGCAAGCAUUUAGGUUCUACAUUGAAGUAUUAGUGGGUUACCAGCAUUCCGCCGAGCUUUACGAGAAAAAUGUGGUCAAUUUGAUCGAAUUAGCGAAGUUAUUUCGUGCAAACAGUGAAAAGUCGCGGGAGAUUGUGAAAAUCCUGUUGGUGGCCUGUGCUGCCUUGGCACAUUGUCAUCGCGGUUAUGAAGCUGAAGCCAUGAUUCUUCGACGAGCGAUGAUAGCGAAUUUUGGUCCCCAUGUUGACCGACCUACCGCUGCAGAAGCCGAACAACUGUUGCGAAGCUGUGCUUGGAUGUUGCCAGUGGAAAAGCUAGACAAUUCACUACCGUCUAUUGAGGGAAAAUGGGUCAUAGAUGAAUUUCUUACUGAUCAUCAUGGGAGUGCUGGGUCCCAAAAUGCAGGUUCAGUUUUGUUGAAGAAGACGACCAAUUGUUUUGCUCACGAAUUUCAGGCGACGAUUGUGGAUGACAAGCAGCAUCAAAAAUUGGAUUUAACAGGGUAUUUGUAUCAGCGGAUGCCCGAGAUGCAAGUGUUAAUGGCCCAUCCGGAGUCGAUGGGAGGUUCAAUGUGGGAAUUAGAAGGGCAUUGGAGACAUAUUUAUGACGAGAACAAACCGAUUAAUUCAAUUGCACAUAUGGGUCCAAUCGGCGCGCCAACAUGGGACUGUCGAGCAUGCACCAUGAACAAUGAAACGAGCGCAACCAAGUGCACAACCUGUGGCACUGAGCGCCCGACUGAUGCUAAUAUUCCCAUCGACUCGAACAGGGCUAUUGGAAGUAAUCCUGCGCCGUUUUUUGCUGUGUUCGGCUCGGACUUGUCUUUUAUGCGCAUAAAAUGGUCCCGGGGUGAGCAGCAAGGUGUAUGGUUGGCUCGAAAACAGACUGUUGAACGAACCUUUGAUCUUGCAACGUCGCUGAAUGCAGCAAACGAUGCAAUGACGGAUUGUACUACUUUACCAGCGUAUGUAUAUUUUCCCAAUAGAGAACCCGACAAAAUGUUAAUAUUAGAGCGAGCUCUACUGUCUACGUGGGAACAUACGGAGUUUUCAAUCCAGCUCUGGAUUCGUCCCGAAUGUUUGCCUUGUCGAAACAAACCUCAGGUUGUGCUUGCAAAUGGCCACGACUUCGAGCUUCUGAUCAACUGUGCAGGACAUUUAGAAUGGAAACUCGCUGGAGGACGGUACUGUGUAACUUCAAGUGAUGCUGUGCCCUUUGGAGUCUUUUGUCACGUCACGCUUUUGUAUGGCAACGAAAGUAUAGCGUUAUUAAUCAAUGGUUCAAUCAAUGGUGAAGUUACGAGCUUAAAAGGGAGGAACGAUGCAGGUCCCCCUGCUCAAGCUGUGUCGCUAUUUACACUAGGUGGAAGCUUUGAAAGUUGCGAGUCUAAUGAUAAAGUCGAUGGCCCAAGCUGUUUUUAUGGACAGAUGCUCGAUCUACGCAUUUGGUCAACGCUAAUUGAAAAACUUGAUGAGAAUUAUAGCAUAAGAAAUGCUCUUUCAGGUCGAGAAGCGCAUCUGCUGGGGUACUAUCCUCUCGUCGGUAAUUCCGAGCGGUUAUUAAUUGAUUUAUCAAAGCUUCAAAAUCAUGCUUGCAUUUUUGAAGGAUUUCGCACUUCAGGCUCAACGCAUGAUGGAGCGACGAAGUCAAUCUGUAACUUUACCCCAGUAACAUCUGUAGAAAAAGUUCCAGUUACAAAUUUGUUUGCGGUCUUCCUUGGAAAAGAAUUUUUUGGCAGUGGCAAAUUUGUUUUACCAGACCGAGUAAAUAGUGGAUUACAGGUAAAUUGUGGGACCUCUGGAGCUGCGCUGUGGCGCCAGAACAGUGUUCUAGUUGCGAAUGGCUUUCAAUCAAUACUUUCUAUCGCACCCUUGACAGCAACUGAAGUACAGGUUGCGCGGAAAACUGUCGUGUUUGCAAUGUGCGAAGCGUCAUUUUGGGACGUAGCUCCUUUGUUGUCACAAGGAGCAUACCUGUCGAACUUAAUGGCUGACGAUGUUGCAGAUCCAUCGAUAAGGCAUCAUGACGGCUCAGUAAUGAUGGUAAAAGUAAGCAUCGAUGCAGUAGCGCCAGGAAUCUGCAUGUAUGAGAUUGGACUGUAUAUUUGGUCAAAAAGUCUAGGGUAUCCAUUGUCACGUGUAUCUGGUAUUGCUGGAGGUUCUUCAAAUGAUCCAUCCGAGAUUCGUAUCCAGUACCUUAUUCCAAGACGAGUUCUAUCAGUUGCUAUUGGAGACGUUGGCGUGGUCUUUGAAGCUGCGGUCGAUCUGGAGCUUGCACUUUGUAUGGAACCCGGCAGCGCAGUGCGCACUGGAUUAAUAUUUCCUGCAGGAAAGGAUAAGAGUAAUAAACAAAACUCAAUCGGACUCAAAGGUCAGUCUUAG
This is a messenger RNA of Plasmopara halstedii, 2814 nucleotides long. Its product is annotated as msha biogenesis. The transcript has 2 exons. Lineage: Eukaryota; Oomycota; Peronosporomycetes; Peronosporales; Peronosporaceae. Bases 1 to 2814 code for a protein of 937 amino acids. The record is from RefSeq and is a predicted model, not a curated record.